GUCCAAGGGAGAGAGAGAGAGAGAGAGGAGAGGGAGCAAUAAGACGCUAGCAGAUGACGCAACAAAACAGUCUGUCAGCUGAUGAAUGCUCCUCACUAACCAGCCCAGCCUUCCUUGAGCCCCACGAUGUAACACACGUGAUGGGGGGCACGAUAAGGGCGUCAUGAUGCUAACUGACCAUUACGUGUACAUAUGACAUCCCUCAGCUGGAGAGGAGGGUAAAGCCAGCCUGCCAGAAAUAGACUUGGCCGCGUCCCCCUGCGUGUCAAUGGCUCCCUGCUCCGCUCGCGACCCCGGCAAGGGAUAAACGACCGUCCGUGGGAUUGACUCUGGCCAAGCAGGAUGCCAGCUGCCUCCUCCUCGGGUUUCAAGAGAGGCCGACCUGCCUCCCAGAGUGUGAGGGGCGGGAAGCAGCCCAUAGAGAAGGGGCGAUGGGCGGCCAAGGGCACAAAGCCUCUACCUGAACAGGCGUCUGUGAAAUACGUGUUAUCGCUUAUCGUGGUUCACGUGUGUCGUAAGGUGCUGUUUAUCCCCACCGAAGUGAAAGUGAUGCUCUACUCCCUGGGCCUCUUCUUCGGCUCUCUCGUUUGCGACUUCCUGCCCCUGCCCAACGUCUACAUGGGGCAGCGGGACAAUGUGUUCAAUGUGUACUAUGUCAAGGUGGCAUGGGCAUGGCUGCUGCUGGUGGUGGGGUCCUUCAUCCUCCUGACCAGUGCCACCAUUGGCUGCGGCCACCGGGAGAUCAUCAAGAGAAACAUGUCACGUCUGCUGGUGGGGACCUUCAUGUGGUACUUCUGGAGCCAGUGCUUCUUCGGGUACGUGGAGAACCGCACUGGAUCCUGCCUGGGCAAAGCCAUCAUUAGGAAUAAGAUUGAUUGCAACACAGCAGGCUUCCAUUGGCACUCCUUCGAUAUCUCAGGUCAUGCCUUCCUGCUAGUGUACAUCAACUUGUUCAUCCUGGAGGAGGCCAAGACCAUAGAUGGGUGGGAGGGAAUCCGAGACCAGAUCCGCAUGGAGGACCACCAUCGAGGAGAGGUCCAGAAUCCCGGGGAGACCAAGACUCCGCUGGACAGCCUUACCCCAUAUGACAUGGCCAUACUCAAGAUGAAUUAUGAGCAGUUCACUCCAUACAUCCGCUGCAUCUUCUGUGUGAUGACCAUGAUGAGUGUGCUGAGUGAUGUCAUGCUUGUGUGCACCAUCAUCUUCUUCCACACCAUGCCGCAGAAGGUGGCUGGGGGCGCGAUAGCCAUUGCCAUCUGGUUCCUUACGUACAGAGUAUGGUUCAAGAGAGAUGCAUCUCCUGGGCUGCCUGGUUGUGGCCUCUUCCAUUACCAGAACAUGAAGGAGAGGACCAAAGAGGUUCCCCUUAGAAGACGUUCCUCAAUAUGUAAGGAUCAUCGAGACAACCUGCCAAUGUUCAUGGGGAUGCCUUUGUAUGGUCUGAAGAAGGAAAAGGAAGAUAAGAAGAGGGAAGAGAAGAAGAAGGACUAUGAGAGAGAGGAGGAGAGGUCCAGCAUGGAGGACUAUGGGGAGGGAGUGGAGGGGCGGGUACCCUCCUGGACUGGUCCACACGGGGACUCCGCCUCCAGUCGGUCUUGGAGGAGGUAGGAUUACCUCACCUUGUGUUCUUAUGUGUGUCCCUUUAGGUUUGUGUAAUUGAUUAAUUUUUGUGUUGUUUGUUCUGGCAUCUGUAGUGAUUGAUUUUGGAUGUUUUCGUUCUGUAUGACAUCCAUCCCUGUGCUCGUAGAUUAUUUAUUUUGGCCUUAAUAAACUUGAGGCAGUGAGGUAAACAUUAAUGAAUCUCAGUAAUGCAUAAAUCAUCUCAUUUAGUGAUAAUGCUGAAUACAGACUCCUGAACUCUGUAGAAUUCAGCCCCUUCACUAUCGGAAACUAUCUGUUUCUUUCUACCACCUGAGGUCACAGAGCCUUGGAGGUGGGUCCUGUGCCUGUCAUGAGCUGGGUGACAGUUGGCCAUGUGAAUGUCACUGUUUUCAGAUUCAAACGGCUCACAAAUGGACAAUAGUUAUAGCGACAGGUUAUCUGUUUUGUCUCUGCCUUCCCUUUCCUUAUGCAUUUACAUAUAAGACAUCAAGUUAUUGCUAAUAGUUUUUAUGAAUGGAGAGAAUGGCUGGUCAAUCUGAAUUCUUUUACUUGUGUACACAUUCUUUUGUACUAUGAGUCAAUGAGAAAAAAACUGUCAGUGCACAUGCCAGCAACCCAGUGUGGUUGUACCUUGUCCAGGUACUGCAGGAUUGACUCCAAACUCAUCUCCUGAUAAUUCAACAAGUCAUGUUGUAAGGUUUGCUGGAAGGAUUUUUGAUGGCCACCUAACAAGAAAACUUUUCUUUUUUUCUCUUUUGUGGUGGUUGUGUGGCUAUAUUGAAAGUGCUGUAGCAUUUACUAUCAUUAUUAUUAUUUAAAGGGAGAUACAUGUACAUCCUAUCAGGAAUGAGGUCUGAGAUUUUUAUUGAUGAUACAUUAUGGCCUGGAUGCUGAAAAGCUUCAUUCAUCAACUCAGUCUCAUGCUUCAAGAGGCUAAUUCUUUAUGCAUAUCAGCCAAGAUUUAUGAAUUCCUAUAACAGUCAAGUUCAACCUCACACGUGCUACUGAAAUCACAAAUCACAUGCAUAAAUAUUUGGAUAAUAUAGUAUGCUAAGAAAUCCUUUGAAAUACUCCAUACUUUUCUCUCUUUUUCUAAUCAACAGUCUGCAACAAUUUAAACCAGCACAAUAAGAUGUACAAAAUGUUACUCUUACAUUACGUCAACAGUCAGUCAAGGCCAAUUCUCAUUCAUCUGCAUCACGCAUAAUGCACAAAUCUAGUCGGCCACAAAGUGUUGUACUUUUUCUAAGGUUUGAUGUAAGUUUCUCUUAACUAGCAAGUAUCUUAGGGUUAUCCUGCUGGUCAUAACUUUGGCUCAGCAGGCAAAGACCCAGCAUUGUGAUAUGGUGAGUCCAUGUGAUAUCCUUCUUUCCCAGUGGGUUUGGGUUUGUGGUGCAGUCAUGGUCACUUGUAGAAUAACAUACUCUACUCACCAAGAGUAUUUAGUAUUUUCCUAAAUCUCAAAUUCUUUGAUUGCUGAAAAUCUACAUAUUGUCAGGUUUUGUAAAGAGAUGGACAGCAGACCAGAGGACUUGAGAUUAAAGGAAAAUGUAAAACACUGGAAGUGAGUGCAGGAGGUUACUCAACCUCUGAUCUCUGUUAAAAGAAAAUUCACUUAAGCUAUGUUUAUGAGCAAUCUUAGCAGCUGUAGUUCAUGUGUUUGUACUCUGGAGGAUGAAGGAUGUCUUAGGGACUUCCACCACUACAUAAGCUAGUCUGAUGCAGUAUUUUCAGCUUUCUCCUUGGUGGGGAACAAAGGCUCUGGAUUGUUGGGGUUGAUCAUAGUGACUUGUGCUUUUUGCAUACUUUCUCACAAGUCAGUUUGUGUAGUUUGUCUCUAGGGAGAGUACACUUGAAAGGUACACAGAUGUAUUUGACUUUGUUUCUCAUUUUCACAAGUAUUUUUCUAAUGCUUGUCACUCAUCCUGGGGGUUUAGCAGUUGGAUGAUAACUACAGAAGUGAAUUUGAAUGUUCUGUGCCAUUAAAUACAUUUAAAUAUCUCUCC
Scylla paramamosain (green mud crab) is the source of this 3608-nucleotide messenger RNA. RefSeq names its product acyl-coenzyme A diphosphatase FITM2-like (gene Fitm). Gene Ontology annotation, biological process: phospholipid biosynthetic process; lipid droplet organization; lipid storage. Gene Ontology annotation, cellular component: endoplasmic reticulum membrane. The record is from RefSeq and is a predicted model, not a curated record. The transcript has 6 exons. Bases 343 to 1608 code for a protein of 421 amino acids. NCBI's taxonomy places the organism in Eukaryota, Metazoa, Arthropoda, Malacostraca, Decapoda, Portunidae. Gene Ontology annotation, molecular function: coenzyme A diphosphatase activity.